AUGGCACGCCCCCCGAGCCCUGGGCCGGUACCACCCGUGGUGGUCCUGUUCCUACUACUGCCGGCGCUGCUGCUGCGAGUCGGAGACUCCCUCACCACUGAAGGUCGGUUUAUGAACAACUGUAUUCAAGCCAGGAGGAAAUGCCAGGCCAACCCCACAUGCAGUGCUGCCUAUCACCACCUGGAUUCCUGCAUCUAUAGUGUAAGCACCCCAUCACCCUCAAAGGAGCCUGCGGAAUGCCUUGAGGCAGCACAGCAGCUUAGGAACAGCUCUCUGAUGGGCUGUUCAUGCAACCGGCGCAUGAAGAACCAAGCUAUCUGCCUGAGCAUCUAUUGGACUGUUCACAAUGUCCGCAGUCUUGACUCAGACCUCUGCUUGAAGUUCACCAUGCUGUGCACUGUGAAUGCCAAGUGUGACCGACUGCGCAAGGCCUACGGGGAGGCAUGCUCAGGACCCCACUGUCAGCAUCAUGUCUGUCGUGAGCAGCUAAGGGCCUUCUUCGAGAAGGCGCCUGAGCCUCUUGCACAGGGCCUGCUGCUGUGCCCAUGUGCACCUGGAGACCGAGGCUGCGGGGAGCGCAGGCGCAACACCAUCGCCCCCAGCUGUGCACUGCCUUCUGAGGUACCCAACUGCUUGGAGCUCCGUCGCACCUGCCUCUCUGAGCCGCUCUGCAGAUCACGUUUGGCAGAUUUUCAGACUCAUUGCCAUCCCUUGGAUAUCCUAAGGACCUGUGAGACAGAGCAGUCCAGAUGUCUGCGAGCAUACAUGGGAAUGAUUGGGACUGCCAUGACUCCCAACUUUGUCAGUGACAUCAACACCAGUGUCACCUUAAGUUGUACCUGCCGUGGCAGUGGCAACCUCCAGGAGGAAUGUGAGCGGCUGGAAGGGUCCUUCUCCCAUAACUCCUGCCUCAAGGAGGCCAUUGCAGCAAAGAUGCAUUUUCACAGCCAACUCUUAUCCAAUGAUGGGACAGGCCUUACCUACUCUGUGAUGAAGCACCAGAAUAAAAAUCCUGCUCAGAGACCACAGCCUUGGGUGCCCUCUCUUUUCUCCUGUACACUGUUGCUGACUCUGCUCCUGAGAUCCUGGUAG
Molecule: messenger RNA, 1092 nt
Organism: Chrysochloris asiatica (Cape golden mole)
Lineage: Eukaryota; Metazoa; Chordata; Mammalia; Afrosoricida; Chrysochloridae
Gene: GFRA3
Product: GDNF family receptor alpha 3
Exons: 7
Coding region: 1-1092 (363 amino acids)
Biological process (GO): nervous system development
Cellular component (GO): external side of plasma membrane; signaling receptor complex
Molecular function (GO): signaling receptor activity
Source: RefSeq, a predicted model, not a curated record